CACAUUGUUCAGUGGUAUCGCUGGUAUCGCCGCCCCAACCCCCGCACUUACGCCGCUACGCCGCCCGCGUCCGCCACCACCUCCUCUCUCCUCAUCGCAGCUCCACCCGAAGGGAUGCCACUGACUACUCGCACGCUCCCUAGUCUCCGGUCGUCUCCUUCGACCCCGAUCCCUCUUCGCAACCCGUUGUCCUCUUCCCACCCCGCGAGCCAUUGGAGGAUGGGGAGGAAGCACAGCAAGCCUCGCUCGAUCAGCUGUACCGUCCGGUUCCGCCCCUGCAUCGACAUCCACAAGGGUAAAGUGAAACAAAUCGUGGGAUCCACGCUUCGUGAUUCGACAGACGGCGGCGCGUCGGACCUGGUGACCAACUUCGAGUCGGAUAAGUCGCCGGUAGAGUUUGCGAAUCUGUACAAGAAGGACGGGCUCAAGGGUGGCCAUGUCAUAAUGCUUGGCGCCGACGCCGCAAGCCAAUCUGCGGCCUUCGAGGCCCUUCGUGCUUACCCUGGUGGUAUGCAAGUUGGAGGUGGGAUCAAUGCAGAUAAUGCCAUGAAUUAUCUUGUAGAAGGGGCAAGUCAUGUGAUUGUUACCUCGUAUGUUUUCAGCGAUGGGAAGAUGGACCCUGAGCGACUUAAACAUCUUGUCAACAUGAUUGGCAAGGAUAGACUUGUGUUGGAUCUUAGCUGCAGAAAGAAGGAUGGGAAGUAUGCCAUUGUUACUGACAGAUGGCAGAAGUUCAGUGAUGUUAUUCUUGACAAGGAAACUUUGGAGUUCCUUGCCAAAUAUUCAGAUGAAUUUUUGAUUCAUGGGGUUGAUGUUGAGGGGAAAAGGCUAGGAAUUGAUGAGGAGCUUGUGAUGUUACUCGGUUGUUAUUCACCUAUUCCAGUUACUUAUGCUGGUGGGGUCACGACAAUGGCAGACCUAGAGAAGAUAAAAACAGCAGGCAAGGAACAAGUUGAUGUCACAGUUGGCAGUGCUCUGGAUAUUUUUGGAGGAAAUAUGGCAUACAAGGAAGUUGUUGCUUGGCACAACAAACAAGUGAUGAUAAGCCAACAGCCUUCAUGAGUUUCUACACGAAAUUAACGUUUUAAAUCAGAUUCCACAUGAAUAUCUAUUCUGCUUAUCAUUUAUGCACUUUAUUCUGGUGAAGUCUUUAUUAAGACUCCAAAAUAUUUUUGUAUUUGUAAUGGAUAUGGUUUAACACAAUUUGUUACUCUGUUGUCUGCUUUCACCA
Molecule: messenger RNA, 1231 nt
Organism: Musa acuminata AAA Group (dessert banana)
Lineage: Eukaryota; Viridiplantae; Streptophyta; Magnoliopsida; Zingiberales; Musaceae
Product: 1-(5-phosphoribosyl)-5-[(5-phosphoribosylamino)methylideneamino] imidazole-4-carboxamide isomerase, chloroplastic
Exons: 7
Coding region: 115-1062 (315 amino acids)
Biological process (GO): L-tryptophan biosynthetic process; L-histidine biosynthetic process
Cellular component (GO): cytoplasm
Molecular function (GO): 1-(5-phosphoribosyl)-5-[(5-phosphoribosylamino)methylideneamino]imidazole-4-carboxamide isomerase activity
Source: RefSeq, a predicted model, not a curated record